ACACUUGUGCGUUUGACAUGGAUCCACCAAAUGUGACAUGUUCAAAUAUAACGACAAGACCUUUCGCACCAAAUUCUUUUCUCGGACUAGAGGCGGGAAUCGAAUUCACCAACGUGGAUGAAAAUGUUGACCCAAGUGGGGCCUCGUACAACGUCACGAAGGGAUUCAUUGUGGGAGACUUGUUCCCUCCAGGACACACACCUGUUACACUGUUCGUAAAAGAUAUUUGUCAGAAUGAAGCUACUUGCCUCUUCUAUGUAGAGAACACACUUACCGAGUUGCCUGUGAACUGUCCAGACUUGAAUCGCAAUGUAAGCACAGAUGUGAACAAGGCGACGUAUACCUUUAACCUAGAUUUCGGAGCAGAUAACGUCACCAAAUCUGUAGAUAAUUACAGAUAUCACGGAGAUGGUGUAUCGGUUAAUCUUACACUAGGAGGUUCCCCACUUGGAAGCAGUGUGUCCAUAGGAACCCAUGAAGUGAUUGCCCUCAUCUAUGAUGACGUAUUGAAUAAGACAUGCACGGGGACCUCUGUUGUCAAAGACACAUAUCCUCCUAUUGUGUCAUGUUUGAAUGUAACUCUCCCUCCCGAGUCGCCAAACACCUUUUCUGGAUUGACGAAUGGUACAACCUAUAACUACACAGAUGCAAGUACUGACCCAAAUGGAGUUACUUAUAACGUUACACUAGAGGUUGACCUGUUUCCUCCAGGAUACACACCAGUAACAAUGUUUGCGGUCGAUGCAUUUAACAACUCAGAAUCCUGCCUAUUCUACGUACAGAACACACUUACCGAGCUGCCCGUGAACUGUCCAGACUUGAAUCGCAAUGUAAGCACAGAUUUGGACCAAGCGACGUAUACCUUUAACCUAGAUUUCGGAGCAGAUAACGUCACCAAAUCUGUAGAUAGUUACAGAUAUCACGGAGAUGGUGUAUCGGUUAAUCUUACACUAGGAGGUUCCCCACUUGGAAGCAGUGUGUCCAUAGGAACCCAUGAAGUGAUUGCCCUCAUCUAUGAUGACGUAUUGAAUAAGACAUGCACGGGGACCUCUGUUGUCAAAGACACAUAUCCUCCUAUUGUGUCAUGUUUGAAUGUAACUCUCCCUCCCGAGUCGCCAAACACCUUUUCUGGAUUGACGAAUGGUACAACCUAUAACUACACAGAUGCAAGUACUGACCCAAAUGGAGUUACUUAUAACGUUACACUAGAGGUUGACCUGUUUCCUCCAGGAUACACACCAGUAACAAUGUUUGCGGUCGAUGCAUUUAACAACUCAGAAUCCUGCCUAUUCUACGUACAGAACACACUUACCGAGCUGCCCGUGAACUGUCCAGACUUGAAUCGCAAUGUAAGCACAGAUUUGGACCAAGCGACGUAUACCUUUAACCUAGAUUUCGGAGCAGAUAACGUCACCAAAUCUGUAGAUAGUUACAGAUAUCACGGAGAUGGUGUAUCGGUUAAUCUUACACUAGGAGGUUCCCCACUUGGAAGCAGUGUGUCCAUAGGAACCCAUGAAGUGAUUGCCCUCAUCUAUGAUGACGUAUUGAAUAAGACAUGCACGGGGACCUCUGUUGUCAAAGACACAUAUCCUCCUAUUGUGUCAUGUUUGAAUGUAACUCUCCCUCCCGAGUCGCCAAACACCUUUUCUGGAUUGACGAAUGGUACAACCUAUAACUACACAGAUGCAAGUACUGACCCAAAUGGAGUUACUUAUAACGUUACACUAGAGGUUGACCUGUUUCCUCCAGGAUACACACCAGUAACAAUGUUUGCGGUCGAUGCAUUUAACAACUCAGAAUCCUGCCUAUUCUACGUCCAGAACACACUUACCGAGCUGCCCGUGAACUGUCCAGACUUGAAUCGCAAUGUAAGCACAGAUUUGGACCAAGCGACGUAUACCUUUAACCUAGAUUUCGGAGCAGAUAACGUCACCAAAUCUGUAGAUAGUUACAGAUAUCACGGAGAUGGUGUAUCGGUUAAUCUUACACUAGGAGGUUCCCCACUUGGAAGCAGUGUGUCCAUAGGAACCCAUGAAGUGAUUGCCCUCAUCUAUGAUGACGUAUUGAAUAAGACAUGCACGGGGACCUCUGUUGUCAAAGACACAUAUCCUCCUAUUGUGUCAUGUUUGAAUGUAACUCUCCCUCCCGAGUCGCCAAACACCUUUUCUGGAUUGACGAAUGGUACAACCUAUAACUACACAGAUGCAAGUACUGACCCAAAUGGAGUUACUUAUAACGUUACACUAGAGGUUGACCUGUUUCCUCCAGGAUACACACCAGUAACAAUGUUUGCGGUCGAUGCAUUUAACAACUCAGAAUCCUGCCUAUUCUACGUACAGAACACACUUACCGAGCUGCCCGUGAACUGUCCAGACUUGAAUCGCAAUGUAAGCACAGAUGUGGACCAAGCGACGUAUACCUUUAACCUAGAUUUCGGAGCAGAUAACGUCACCAAAUCUGUAGAUAGUUACAGAUAUCACGGAGAUGGUGUAUCGGUUAAUCUUACACUAGGAGGUUCCCCACUUGGAAGCAGUGUGUCCAUAGGAACCCAUGAAGUGGUUGCCCUCAUCUAUGAUGAUCUCUUGAAUAAGACAUGCACGGGGACCUCUGUUGUCGAAGACACAUAUCCUCCUAUUGUGUCAUGUUUGAAUGUAACUCUCCCUCCCGAGUCGCCAAACACCUUUUCUGGAUUGACGAAUGGUACAACCUAUAACUACACAGAUGCAAGUACUGACCCAAAUGGAGUUACUUAUAACGUUACACUAGAGGUUGACCUGUUUCCUCCAGGAUACACACCAGUAACAAUGUUUGCGGUCGAUGCAUUUAACAACUCAGAAUCCUGCCUAUUCUACGUACAGAACACACUUACCGAGCUGCCCGUGAACUGUCCAGACUUGAAUCGCAAUGUAAGCACAGAUGUGGACCAAGCGACGUAUACCUUUAACCUAGAUUUCGGAGCAGAUAACGUCACCAAAUCUGUAGAUAGUUACAGAUAUCACGGAGAUGGUGUAUCGGUUAAUCUUACACUAGGAGGUUCCCCACUUGGAAGCAGUGUGUCCAUAGGAACCCAUGAAGUGUUGCCCUCAUCUAUGAUGACGUAUUGA
This is a messenger RNA of Strongylocentrotus purpuratus (purple sea urchin), 3104 nucleotides long. RefSeq lists its product as uncharacterized. Lineage: Eukaryota; Metazoa; Echinodermata; Echinoidea; Camarodonta; Strongylocentrotidae. The transcript is spliced from 12 exons. The coding region runs from base 18 to 3104 and encodes 1028 amino acids. The record is from RefSeq and is a predicted model, not a curated record.